AAGUUUGUUCCUUUUUCUCCAGAUCGAAUUCUCUAAUUCUCAUCUCAGUGAAUCUGUUACUUUCUCUAUAAUCUAAUCUUCAAAUGUUUCUGGGUUUGUGAAAUCAACACUUAAAAACUCGAGCUUUUUCACCUCCUCUGUUUUUUGAAGAUAAUGAGAGAAGACGAUUCAGACUGGUUCGCAAGAUGGGAAGAAGAACUUCCAUCACCAGAAGAGCUCAUGCCUAUAUCACAAUCUCUAAUCUCACCCGAUCUAGCUCUAGCCUUCGAUAUACGAAGCCCAAAUCACGGAAACGGAAACUCAAACCAACCUCAUCAUCACCAAACCACACCUCCUACACCAUCUCAGCUUCAGCUUCCGUCUUCACAAGCCAAUUCCUCAGCCGAAUUCGCUGCAGAUUCAGCAGAUCUAGGCUCUGGAGCUGCCGGAGAUGAACCAGCUCGGACUUUAAAACGACCGCGUCUUGUUUGGACACCGCAGCUGCAUAAACGUUUCGUUGAUGCUGUUGCGCAUUUAGGGAUUAAGAACGCUGUUCCUAAAACGAUUAUGCAGCUUAUGAGUGUUGAUGGUUUAACUAGAGAAAACGUAGCGAGUCAUUUGCAAAAGUAUAGACUUUAUCUUAAGAGAAUGCAAGGUUUGUCUUCUGGUGGUGGAGCUGGUUCAGAUCCGGCUACUGAUCGUCUUUUCGCUAGCUCUCCGGUUCCUGCUCAUUUUCUUCAUCCUAAUCGUGUUCCCAGUUCUGAUCAUUUCAUGCCGUCUUUUGUUCCCAUUGCUACUCUUCAACAACAACAACAAAUGGCUGCUGCUGCUGCCGCGGCUGCAGCAGCGGCUAAUCCUCAUUUACAACCGCCUCAGUUCCACCGACAAAUCGCAGCUGCGCAUUUUGGCUCGCCGACAAACGGGGGAUUCAGUUCACCGACGAAUGGUCAAUUUGGAUCACCGACUAGUAAUGGGUUUGGAUCACCAACGGCGAAUGGGAAGUUUGAUCCUUCGUUCUUGGCGGUGAGGCAAACGCAACAGCAGCAGCAGCAGCCAAUUCACAGAAUGUCUACACCAUCAUUGCAUAGUCCAGUUGGUAAUUACGUUGAGGAUUUGGAAUCUGCAAACGCUAAUGGAGGGAGAACUGUCUUAACUUUAUUCCCAACUCGAGACGAUUGAAAGUCAAAAUCUUUCCGGUUCAAAAUGUCUCUGCAGUCAUCAAGAACAUUGAUUUGAGUCUGCUGAUCGUUCUUGGCAUCGGGUGGUAUUAUCCGGUGGCGAUCAAGUUAUGUGUCUGAAGCUCUUUCAGGUCAAGGCUUGUAUUAACCCUUGUAGCUUUCUUCUAUCAGAUUUUAUGUAAAGAUGAGUUUACUUUUGUACAUCCGUACGGACAAACUCAUGAUUGGAAAAAAGGAAUCGAUCUUGA
Messenger RNA from Arabidopsis arenosa, 1405 nucleotides. Lineage: Eukaryota; Viridiplantae; Streptophyta; Magnoliopsida; Brassicales; Brassicaceae. The record is from the annotation of a GenBank genome assembly.